GAUGGGAAACGGGAGAUGGGGAGUCUUGCUUGGCAUGGAAUGCAGUUAUAAUGAUCAGGGGAAUGAUCAAAGCCUGGGAAAGAGCUAAUGUGAAAGUGAGAACACAGAUGUGUAUAAGGGUUCUAGACACUGCUGAAGUGUGGUCAGGAACACUUGUUUGUAUUUGCAGUGCUAAUGUGAAAAGUGGAAGGGUAACAUUCACUUUAAGUCACUAUGAUGUUUGCUCACCCUCUACCAGAACUUAUGACUGCCUCUUCCUCCUGCCUCUCCGUUUCUGUUUAGCCUUCACAGGGAGACUUCAAAAGCAAGCAUGCUUGGAGCUAACCUCACCAUCAUCCACCCGACUGUGUUCAUCCUACUUGGAAUCCCAGGACUGGAGCAAUAUCACAUCUGGCUUUCUAUCCCUUUUUGUCUCAUGUACAUCACUGCAGUCUUGGGAAAUGGAGCCCUGAUCCUUGUUGUUCUGAGUGAACACACCCUCCAUGAGCCCAUGUAUGUCUUUCUAUCCAUGCUAGCUGGCACCGACAUUCUCCUGUCAACCACCACUGUGCCCAAGGCCUUGGCUAUCUUCUGGUUCCAUGCUGGGGAGAUCCUCUUUGAUGCCUGCAUUACUCAGAUGUUUUUCAUUCAUGUUGCUUUUGUGGCCGAGUCAGGAAUCCUGCUGGCCAUGGCAUUUGACCGCUACGUGGCUAUUUGUACUCCUCUGAGAUACUCAGCCAUCUUAACUCCCAUGGCAAUUGGAAAAAUGACCCUGGCCAUCUGGGGACGGAGCAUUGGGACCAUUUUCCCUAUCAUAUUCCUGCUGAAGAGGCUGUCAUACUGCAGGACCAAUAUCAUCCCACACUCAUACUGUGAGCAUAUUGGUGUAGCCAGGUUGGCCUGUGCUGACAUCACUGUCAAUAUCUGGUAUGGCUUCUCAGUGCCAAUGGCUUCAGUUUUGGUAGAUGUUGCACUCAUUGGUAUUUCUUAUACUUUGAUCCUCCAGGCUGUGUUUAGACUUCCUUCCCAGGAUGCCCGGCACAAAGCUCUCAACACCUGUGGCUCUCACAUUGGAGUAAUUCUCCUCUUCUUCAUACCAUCAUUUUUCACUUUCCUCACCCACCGCUUUGGCAAGAACAUCCCCCACCAUGUACACAUUCUUCUGGCAAAUCUCUAUGUGUUAGUUCCUCCCAUGCUUAACCCUAUCAUCUAUGGUGCAAAGACCAAGCAAAUUAGGGACAGCAUGACUCACAUGUUGUCUGUUGUGUGGAAGUCUUGAGAGCGGUCACAGUUCUCAAUGCUCUCUUACCAACAUGAGAAAGAGAACUUGCUGGUGAGUUCCCACA
Messenger RNA from Peromyscus leucopus (white-footed mouse), 1325 nucleotides. RefSeq names its product olfactory receptor 52B2-like. NCBI's taxonomy places the organism in Eukaryota, Metazoa, Chordata, Mammalia, Rodentia, Cricetidae. The transcript has a single exon. Bases 311 to 1258 code for a protein of 315 amino acids. Gene Ontology annotation, cellular component: membrane. The record is from RefSeq and is a predicted model, not a curated record. Gene Ontology annotation, biological process: G protein-coupled receptor signaling pathway. Gene Ontology annotation, molecular function: G protein-coupled receptor activity; olfactory receptor activity.